AUGACUUCAGUUGAGAAGCGCCGCUCAGGCCGAAAGAGCGGCGGUCAUCGAAAGCACAGCGAUGGAGGCUACAGCGACACCUCAAGUGGUGGAUCCUAUCUGGAUGAGACUGACCGUGAGGUCAGCAACCUGACUGAUCGAGCAUUCAGGAGUCUCUGCAUUGGAGAUGAGGCGGUUUAUAAUGACUCAGACCUCUGUUCAUCUUCUCCCUGCACCCAGAGAGACAGACAGCUGGCCUUUAGUCAGAGUGGCCAGGACAGAGACAGAGAGGAACUAGGGAGGGAGGAACUUAAGAGAUCUGCACAUGAGAGCUUCAGCCUCAGGAUGCAGCAGUAUGGACAGGACCGUGUCCAAGGCGGAAUAUAUGAGGCUGAGAUUCAGAGAGAUCCACAGUGGGACGUUUAUGGGGAAAGGACACAAGGGAGGGUUUCUUCCACAUUCCAGCACUCCUUUGUGGAAACCUCUCAACGGGAAGAGCCUCUGGGGGAAGAACAGUCUUCAUUCCUCAGCAAUGGAGCCACAGAGUUGAGUUCGCAGCAACGGAGAAGUCGCUCCAGAGUUUCUUCUCUGAUCAGAGCUUUUAACUCGGAGGGACAAAGGGACGGCGCAGGGAUGGAUGGUAAACUCAGAGAGUAUAAUGACGAGACAAGCUGGGACAAAUCAGCUCUGAUGAGUAUCCAAAGUGAACUUUCUGAGUUCUCUACAUCUUACCAGCAAAACUUUAACAGUGGUCAUUUCCCCUCAGCUGGCUCGUUCUCAUCCCAAAACAACAACUUCUACUCCUCUGCAGUAGCAUCAGUGGCUCACAUGAAUUCUGCAUCCUCUUUUCUGAGAUCUUCCCACACGCAACACAGCAUGUCCGAUCAGUUCAGCUGUAACUCUAACUUCUUUAUACACAGUGAGUUUAGUCCCUUCAAGGUAUGGAGGGACCACAACAGGUUUCCCUUCCAACAAGCUGAAGUCUCAGGGUUUAUGCACUGUUCAGAGUUCCCUAAAUGGUAUGACACACCAAUGUACAGGGAGCUUUCACUGGAUGCCCAACCACAGGGUCCUUAUCGGUUUGAUGAGAGGGGUAUCAGACACCCAAGGAAUAACUUGGCGCCUGUGGUUCCUCCCACUCCUCCACGCGCCACCUCAACAUCCACAAUACUGCAGAAAUCCUCGGCCGUGGAGAAACGCUGUGAGUCAGAGUUGACGGGUCAUUACCCCCACAGGACAAGGACGCAGAGCCUGGGAACUAAAAGGUUUCCAUUGCAACGGUCAUCGACUGCGUCACCUACCAGUGAGAUGUCUCGACGUGUUCAGGACACCAUCAGCUCCGUCAAAGCCCUUCAGCAAAAAAUCAAAAUGAUGACAGAGCAAAAUAUCGCAACAGGGAUGACAGCAAAUCAACAAGGAGAUUCUUCUAGCAAUAAUAAUUGUAUUCCUUUUAACAACAAUGCAAAAAUAGUGGCACCAAAUACUGUCAGCAGUAACACAAGCACGACUCCCUUCAACAUCAGUCAGCUGCUCACACCUUUAGUCCAUGCACAUCAAGAAGCAGAGACACUAGAGGUAGGGCAGUCUUCAGUUUCCCCUGAACUUAAGGAGCAUCCUCCAGUGCGUGCAGAAAGCAGGGGAGCCACUCCUGAUGUUAGGAUGUCCAGCUACAAAUCCAGGGCCACGAGCCUACUCUUCAAUCUCAAAGACAACAGGAAAAGAGUAAAAAGCACCUACAGUCCAGCCAAAUUUAAAGGAUUGGAGACACUGGAGAAAAACAAACAGUACUCUACCCAGGAGCCCAGAGACACUGUGAUAGACAUCCCUGAUUUUCCGGAUCCAGACUUUCAACUUCUCCAGGAAGAAGAAUCCAGCAGGACAAAUGACACCUCACAUCAAUUUGUAAACCAGUAUAACAGCCCUGGAAGGUUUACAACACCAAAUUCUCAACAUGCACAUUCAGGCCUAUAUUCAGAAUACACGUCAAGUGAUUACAGGACAGCUCCAUCUCUGCCCCGCUCCAACACCUCAUCUCCUGCUCUGGGAGCCAAGCCCUUGAUGUUCAGGGUGAAGGAUAACACCAUUAGAGGUUCCUCUUUCACCAAGUCAGUCAAACCACGCUUACAUAAGAACUUUGGGAAAGAUUUCCGGGUGGGUUCACCUAUGGAAAGGGGGUCAGAGAGAGAAGAGGAUGAGCAGCAGAUAAUGAGACGCAGUGCUGGAACUCCAGUCUAUCCUGACACAGGGUUAAACAGACUUGCUGCAAUCAAAGAAUCCUCCACUUUUCAGCCAGCGUAUUCAUCACAGGAUAACUACGCCCCUCUCCCACAACACAAGCCAUACUCAAGGUGGAGCGUUGCCCUGGAUGAAGACGACACCCGCUCUGUCAUCAGCAAUAUGUCAGAGGGUGGGGAGAGUUUUGCCACCAGUACAACUGACCUGGCAGAUAUACGAGCCCUGUACGACAACGAGAGGCCAGAAUCAGCCUGUAGCUUCAGCAGUGAUGUCUCCCGUUCUUUGGGCAAGCCUCCAAGUGUUCCACCAAAGAGUGAGAAAGCCUUGCGCAGAGCGCAAAGGUUGACUACUAGGAGAAUAAAGAAGGAGUUGUCCAAAACUGCAGCCGACAGCCAUGCUGUCCCCAGUAUUCCUUCCUCCUCCUCUUCUACUGAGGUACGCUCCUACAGCCGCCAAGCUAUGGCUUCCCCUCAUUUUUCCUCACCUGUCUCCCUUGCUCAUGCUCCAACAUUGGGGUCUAGCUUUCCAUCUUCGCACCCAGAGCACCAAUCUUCUCACAGCUCUUUCUAUGCUUCCCCUCAUGCCACUGGUCCCAUCUCCCUCCCAGUUGCUUCUCGUCAUGCUAUUGCCCCAGUUUCCCUCCCUGACGCCUCUCCUCAAGCUACUGGCCCUGCUUCCCACACUGCUGCCCCUAAGACAGUUGCUCAUGUGUCCUCUUCUCCCACUCCCCAUCAUGCCAACCACCAAGCUCCAGUGGCACAGUACCAUGUAGAGUCAAGCUACCCCCAUUCCUACCCACUGACCCAGCGUAAGGUGCUGCAAGACCUCGGCUCUGGUCAGUAUUUCGUGGUGGACGUGCCUGUUCAAGUGAAAACGAAGACUUUCUUUGACCCAGAGACAGGAAAGUAUGUCCAGCUGAAUGUACGGCAGUCUGGCCAAAGCACCGCCCGACCCCAGCCCCAGCAGACAUACCUGCAACCUCAGCUCCAACCCCAAAUGCAAGUAAACCUUCAACAGCAGCCCCAGGCCUCUCCAGCUAGCAAGCCCUUUGUUCUUUAUCAAGGCAACCAUGGUUAUCCCCAAGACUACCAACCUCCAGGUAUCACCUCUGUGCCUUGCCACAGGUCAUCAGCCCCCUUGACUCUCAACCAGGACCAACAGCCUGUUGGGGAGAGCCACGGCUACGGAUAUCCAGCCCAUCAAAUGGGACAGAAAUCUGAAGGGCAUCGCUACAGCCCAGAGAAAACUCCAUACAUGGACACAGUUAAUGACAAAGACAAAACGUAUAACACAGUUAACAACACACAUGGACCAUAUGAGCGGUUCUCAGAGAGUGACACAGACAGCCAGCUUGCAGGAAGCUCAAUUUGUGAAAAUGAUAACUCAGCCCCGUCACAAUGUCAGCCCCUAGAUAUAAUAACCAUGGGUGAACUGGAAGACUUUAUGGAGGUGUCUGACUGGUGA
Molecule: messenger RNA, 3678 nt
Organism: Anoplopoma fimbria (sablefish)
Lineage: Eukaryota; Metazoa; Chordata; Actinopteri; Perciformes; Anoplopomatidae
Gene: c6h10orf71
Product: cardiac-enriched FHL2-interacting protein
Exons: 2
Coding region: 1-3678 (1225 amino acids)
Biological process (GO): positive regulation of calcineurin-NFAT signaling cascade
Cellular component (GO): Z disc
Source: RefSeq, a predicted model, not a curated record